CCACACAAUGUUGCCAUAGCAACUGUAGUUAGUUAGCUAGCGAUAGCAUUACAAAUAGCUUAGCUAGCAGGUUAGCUGAGUAAGGUAGGUGAGGUAGCCAAGCUAGGUUUGGAGCUUAUAAAUAAUUUUAAAUAUACAACUAAAAUAUACAACAGAAUUUAGGUGCUACAAGAGGCAUAAAGUCACCCAGAGGAAAUGUGAGUCAUGGAGACUCUCAGUGCUCAGAAGGCAUUGCUGGUGAACUGCUCUGAAUCUCUGAUUUUGGACCAUGGGUGCUGCACUGUACUGGAGGGUAAUGCCAUGGACCUAAAAGAUAUUCUGCUAGUUAAUCUGAGUGGCCUGCUGUUAAAGAACCUGCACCAGAUUGGGAGCUGCAAAGCACUGAAAAUUUGCAUCCUGGCUAACAACUUUCUGACAAAGAUCGACCCUCUUAUAGAGUGUGUGAGCCUGGUAAAACUGGAUCUGAAAGGAAAUCAGAUCACUCAUCUUCCCAGUGCUUCGUUUUGGAGUAAUCUGAAAGAUUUACAACUGCUCAAUCUGCACGACAACACCAUCGCAGACAGGAGUAAUAUUAGCGCUCUGUCUGGCUGUCCGAGACUGACCGCCCUGACCCUGUAUGACACCCCCUUGAGCCUGAAACGCAACUACCGCCACUGCGUCGUCAACAGCCUCUGGUUCCUGAAGGCCCUGGAUCACCAUGUCAUCUCCGAUCAGGAAAUUGUGGAAAACUGGUGCCUUCAUCCAAAAUUUAAAACAAUGGCUUCCCAUUUUUCUGUGAAUCUUUAUCCACCUUUAAAUGUGGAUUCCUACCAGAAUGAACUGAAAAUGGUACAUGAAUUAAUUGUGAAGAUAAAUCACAUCCAGGCAAACUACUGCCCAAUUCUUAUUAUUCAGAAAUGGAUUAGAGGACAUCUCACCAGGAGAAGCCUGGGAUUACAUCAGAUCCAUUGGCCUCGAAGAGUGUUAGAGAGGAAUGUAACUCCAGUCAGUACACAGCUAACCCCUCACUCCCCAGAAGCCAACACAUCCUGGAUUAAGAAGUGCAAGACAGAUCAGCUCAGUCUGAAUCAGGAGAAGAGUGCUGCGGCAGUGAACAGGCUGUGUAAGAACCUGAGUAAACUGCUUCAGACGGACAAUCAGGAGCAGAUGGCGCAGGAGGAGAUGAGUGUCCGAUCAGUUGACAGCAAGAAGCUGAAGGACCUCAGGAUACCGUGUAACACUCCUGAGAGCAACAUAAUGAACCCAGGCAACAGCAAGCACAGUAUUGCUGGUAUGGAUGAUGUUUGUGAUGGGUUAAUAGACAGGGAGGCCUUUCAUCUCUUUGGCUAUAAGGCUACUGUGCACUCUUAUGAGCCAUAUGUCCACAUGCUAUUGUCCAGAAAAGCCCUUGGACAGGAGACACGGGAUGCCAUUGAUCACUUUCAUUUACUGAAACCCGUCCACUCUUAUUGCCCACAGCCCCGUCCUCCAAAAAUCACUGUUGAGAAGCACUUUACUGGCAGGUCCCGAGACUGCUUCAGCCUCGCCCCAUUCCGAACCAUUGAUAAGGCAUACUGUGAGAGGAAGAAGGCCGAAGAUCUAAAAGAGAAAGUGGAACAAGUUGCCCAGUUGCAGGCCCGCCGUGAAGAUGUCUGUAGGCACCGUCAAGGCUUCCUGGAGGCUCGGAGGAGGGACACACUUCAACAGCAGGACCAAGACAAAGCCGACCUGGAAGAAAUGCUCAGCCUGCAGAAGGCCAAAAACGAAAAGGAAGUGCAGAUUGCCCGCCAGAAACACCUCAGCUUCCUGGAGGGGAAAAGAAGGAGAAGGUCAGAGCAAGAGAUGGUCGUCCACUUCAGUGGACAGCACGGCUCACUGACCAAAAUCUUUACAAAACAGCAUAACCAGAAAACACUCUGCAACACUCAACAAGAGAAAAGAAGACAGGUCGCUUGCAGCAAGCAGCAGGACGAGACUCAGAAGCUGCUCAUACACCAAUAUCUGGAGAGCAGGAGGCAGAACGUCCACGCAGAAGCUGUAAUGUCCCGGCUGUCUAUGCACACUGUCCAGUCUGAGAAACAGCAGCAGGAGCUCUCAGCAGCCCAGGCCAGAGUGGCUCAUGUUAAAUCCAGCCAUUGCAGGUGGGAAGUUCUGCGGCCAAUACCACCCAAUCAGCCUGCAUGAUGACUCACACUAGCAGUCCACCUUAACUGUGCUAAUCCACCUUAAUUCAGACGGAAGUAGAUUAAUGUAGAAAUUGUAUAAGAGUCAUUCCACCGAAUUGGUGCCAUUUGCUUGUUGUACUCUUCAAAAUUAAACUUUUUUUUUUAAA
Astyanax mexicanus (Mexican tetra) is the source of this 2311-nucleotide messenger RNA. It is a transcript of the gene lrriq3, whose product is annotated as leucine rich repeats and IQ motif containing 3. The coding region runs from base 205 to 2163 and encodes 652 amino acids. The transcript is spliced from 10 exons. Gene Ontology annotation, molecular function: protein binding. Lineage: Eukaryota; Metazoa; Chordata; Actinopteri; Characiformes; Acestrorhamphidae. The record is from RefSeq and is a predicted model, not a curated record.